This is a messenger RNA of Zophobas morio, 2289 nucleotides long. RefSeq lists its product as uncharacterized. The transcript is spliced from 8 exons. Lineage: Eukaryota; Metazoa; Arthropoda; Insecta; Coleoptera; Tenebrionidae. Bases 692 to 2116 code for a protein of 474 amino acids. The record is from RefSeq and is a predicted model, not a curated record.
UAUGGUUUAUGUCUGAUUCCAUGAUACGCUUCGGUUGCAAUUACUGCUCUUGUGGUGUUGUUAAGACUUUCCUUAGCUAUGCCAGAAAAAUUUGCUCGUGAUGUUAUUAAAAUAUUUGUUGCCCAAACUUGUCUGGCUGUGGGCUUUCAGCAUAUUCAGGUUUCCGCUUGUGAGCUUUUAACUGAAAUUUUUUCUUUCUACGUGAAUCGAAUUGGAGUAGCUGUGGAGAAGAGAGCCUCUUUGUGCUCCCGAACCGAAGUCAACGCCUUGGAUCUGCUCGGAGCUUUGACUGAGGAUUUCGAAACUGGGCUCUCUCAACUACGCCAAGUUAUUGACAGUAUUGAAAUGUCCCCUUUACCUGCUCCAUCUAUGGCUUCAGCGAUAAAAGUCUCUCAGGAAAAUCGUUUAGUUUCACUUUCUCACUUGUCUUCUGAGGAGCGGGAUAUAUUUGAAGGCAAAUAAAGCUUGCUCUAUCCCUGUAAGCGUCGACGAUACCAUAAGCUUUGAAAUAACCGGAAGCUAUGGAAGCUGUGGCGGCUGCCAACUCCCCCCUCUUCCUAAGAAAAUUGUUCCAAUACAAAACCUUUCAUAUAAUGAAGUAUUUGAAACGAACACGGAAAAUAUAGAACAAUGCGCCCAAGUACUGCUUAACGAGUAUGACCAAGUAACUUACACAGAUAACCUAUCGUUCAUGUCACUUGGGGGCGUAGUCUCGCGAGAGGCUUACUCCAAUAAGAAGUCACCGCUUUCCAAUCUCCUUAAGAUUUGUUUCCCUUCCGGGAGUUUUGACGAUGGAGAGGGUCUUACAGACAUAUCCAGCGGUGCAGAGGACAGCGAUAAAGAGCAUAUAAUGGACAAAGAAGCCCUUAUGGAAGCAUCAGAGUCAUUCAAAAACUUGUUGCGAGACAUUGCCCAAUCGCCCUCGCCUCCCUCGUCGCCCGUACUUGAAAUGACUUCUGAAGGGCAAUCGGUUCCAACCCAUGCUGAUCUGCUGUUCGAAGGCAAGAAUAUAACAGAAGACGAUAUAGAAGACGAAAUCACGCUUUCGGAAUUAAUUAAACAGCGGAUUAAAAGGGAUCUCUCGGAAGUGCCCCAAAGAAUAACCCCCACAGGAAAUUCAUUCACUUCCGCGACUUCCGGUUUUGAAGCAAUACUUGACUUAAAAGAGCUUUUUACUGAAUCUCAUUUGCUUUCUAAAAUAGCUGAAGAUAAAUUACAAGCGAGUCACAAUGAAGACAGUGUGGAAAAGUCUCGGGAGGCGGUGUCAGUAGACGCUAAAAUGCUUGAGGGCUCUAAUUUGUCUAAUAUUGCCGGUAAUGCAACAUCUCUACGCGAUGCUGGUAGCAAAAAUAACGAUAGGGUCUGCCGUGACAGCGGUGUUAACACCAAUACUUUCAGCACAACUGAUUGUAAUAACUUAAAUGCGACUUCCAUAAUUAUGGAGGUUUUUCCCCAAUUUAACCUGGAAAGUCCUUUAACAAUUCCAAGUGUGGCAGUGGAACCCAUUAGUGUAAAGGGCCUGAAAGAGGAGAGUAGCGCGAGCAAAGAAAGCAAUUGUAAGGGGAAUGACGAGAGUGCAGUCGCUAGAAUGUCACUUUACCAUUCUAUAGCUAACGAUGUAAGCACUGAUGAAGACCAUCUUGGGCUGUUACAUCUAGUUAUAAAAAAAAGAAAAGAGCAUAAACAGCGAAAAAAAAUUAAAGAAAGAUCUAACAAGGUAUCCAAUGAAAGUCACGAAGCCCAUGAACAAGUAGCGAAAGAGGUUAAUGAAAAAGUUGCUAACAAAAAAAAUAGAAAAAGUGAAAAUAAACUAAAAGUUGAAAUGCCGGAUAGCAAUACUAAAAGUAGGAUGUUUCGCAGUAGAACACCGUUCACAGAUGAAGAGGAAAAAGCAAAGAAGGCACACAAGGAAACGCUGCCCGAAAAGGAGCCAGUAUCAUGCGGUAUUUGUGCGUUUCCUUCGAACGGCCUCCCCGUAGCCACCUGCGAAAAUUGCAAGAACUGGUAUCACAUCGCAUGUGCCGGCCUCGACGAAGCCGUUCCCACAGACUACGGCACUAGCUGGUUUUGUCACAAUUGCAAUAAGAGGAAAAGAAAGGCUUGCCCCUACAGCUAAACAUCCACUACACCGCAUACAAGGUGAUCUGUGGUUACCCGCCCGUAUGUCUUCCCUCAUCCUACGAGACUUAUAACAAUCUAAGUCAUCAGUUUGUGGAUAAUAAUUCUACUUCCUUAACUAUCGGAAUAAAACAGAUAAAAAUUAUUUUUAUUAUAUUUUCCGGAUGCACA